Molecule: messenger RNA, 1200 nt
Organism: Prosopis cineraria
Lineage: Eukaryota; Viridiplantae; Streptophyta; Magnoliopsida; Fabales; Fabaceae
Product: serine decarboxylase-like
Exons: 5
Coding region: 1-1200 (399 amino acids)
Biological process (GO): carboxylic acid metabolic process
Molecular function (GO): pyridoxal phosphate binding; carbon-carbon lyase activity
Source: RefSeq, a predicted model, not a curated record
AUGGCAAAGAAGAGAUCAACAGCUUUCCUCUACUCGAUUGCAAGUGAUCGCUUAAGGCAGAAAAGAGAACGAUCGCCGGUGUAUGUUGCUAAUGGUAGGGCAAGGAAAGAAUGGACAGCUCUUCUCUACUCAGUUGCAAGAGAUCUCUACGUUGAUAUGUUUUCGCUUAAACAAUGCAGGCUGUGUGUAUUAAAUUGGUUUGCCAAACUCUGGGAAAUCGAGAAGAGUGAGUAUUGGGGAUACGUUACAAAUGGUGGAACUGAAGGCAAUCUUUAUGGAAUCUUGUUGGGGAGGGAACUAUAUCCAGAUGGAGUUUUGUACAUAUCAAAAGAAUCGCAUUAUUCACUGCUCAAGAUAGCAAGAAUAUCUAGAGUCAAGUGUGUGAUAGUUGGGACUAGACCCUCUGGUGAGAUUGACUAUGAUGAAUUAAAGGCUUCACUUCUUGCUCACCAGGACAAGCCGGCCAUCGUCAACCUAAAUCUGGGUACAACUAUAAAAGGAGGCAUUGAUGACCUUGAUCUUGUACCACAAAUACUUAAGGACUGUGGCUUCACACAAGAACGAUUCUACAUUCAAUGUGAUGCAGCUUUAUUUGGAAUGAUGCUCCCAUUUAUUAACGGAGCACUACAAAUUUCAUUCAAGAAACCUAUUGGAAGUGUAACUGUUUCAGGCCAUAAAUUUCUUGGAUGUCCAAUCCCAUGUGGUGUCCUGAUAACUCAUUUAAAUUAUGUCGAACUUCUCUCUAGAGAAGUAGAAUACAUUGCUUCGAGAGACACUGCCAUCUCAGGAAGCCAAGGAGGCCAUGCUUCAAUUUUCCUCUGGUAUGUUCCCGAUAAGAGAGGUUUUAAUGGCCUUCAAGAUGUGAAUGAGUGCAUCAACAAAGCGAUCUACCUUCAAAAUUGCUUGAAGGGCUAUGGAAUUGGAGUCAUGCUGAACAAGUUUAGCAAUAUCAUAGUAUUUGAGAGACCUCUUGAUGAUGCAUUUGGUCAUAAGUGGAUUCUAGUUAAUGAAGGGAAAAUGUCAGGCAUAGUGGUGUUGCAACAUGUGACCAUGGAAAUGCUGGAUUCGUUUGUGACAGAGUUUGUGGAGAAUCCAUUAAUUUGGUAUCAAGAUAAUGAAGGCAAGAAAGCUCCCUGUAUUGCUAAAGAUAUUUGUGCUAAGAAUUGUGCUUGUUCUUCCCAUAAGAAGCUAAUUUCAUGA